UUCAAUGAGUCAUAGAUAAUGAAAAUGAAAUAUACCGUUAACGAGUUAAUCGAGAGAAAAACAAACAACUACACGUGACUUUGACAUAUCGGAAACGUAGCUGUCCAACUUUCGACUUGAGCUUUUAAAUUCUUGUCUCAUUCAACUCUUAUUAGUUUUAUCGCUUACCCUUUUGGUUCUGGUUUUUUUUUUUUUUUUUUUUAUUAAUUUCGCUGUUUUCUCUAAUUUUUUAUUGAACGAUGUUGGCAUUGUAGUAUGAAUUACGGGGAAAGAUUCAACAUAAUUUUGAACAUGCAAUCACGAUGUAUAACCUCGCUUUUCAUCAACCUUUUGGAUAAGAGUCCAAGAAGCUUCUGGAAGAUCGAACGGUGUCAAUUUCGCGCAACUCCAUUAGCGUAUCGAAAGAAGAACAGAAAGGAUAAAGGAGAUGACGGGCCAAAAAUAAUAAAACCGAUCUGCGAGAAAUUACCUAAACCAAUUCUGCAGCCUUCGUGUAAGAACGCUAUAGUGAUCGGUGGGUCUGAAGGUUUCGGGUUUGCAGCGGCUGAUCAUCUGCUGUGUAAAGGAGCGCGCAUCGUCGUGGUAGCUGACGAUGAUCCUACUGAAGGAAAAAUUGCGGUAAAAAAGUUAUGCGAUUCUUACGGAAAAAAUCGCGCUCUGUUUGUUCAUUAUGACAUUAAAAGUGAUUGCCACGUUCAAGCUGGUUUGACAAACGCUCUCUGCAAGCUUGAAGUGAUUCACAUUCUUUUCAACAAUCUCGAUAAAGAAAAACGGUUUAAUAACAAAAAUUUACAGAACGCUACAACUAAAACGAUUCAAAUAGGAUUGGAGCUUUUAGGAAAGGAUCAAGCUGGCUUUAACGGGAUAAUAAUAAAUUGCGCGAGUAUUUUUGGUUUCAUGGGAUGGCCUCAAGAUCCCUUUCCCGUUUAUUGCAAGAAUGAACCAGUUAUAGAAGUGACGAGAGAUUUCGCGAAAAAUUACAAAGGAAAAGAAAAGGAUGUUCGUGUUGUGGCCCUUUGUCCAACGACCAAAUGUUUCUCCAAUAUUGGAUUACCAGAUUUCCCAGAACCUAUCCCAAAUAAAAUAAUGAACGAAAUGCCAAUUUGUAUACCGCAUUCCAAGUAUCACAUAGGAACUGCUUUGAGCUACAUACUAGCGUGGGCAAAGAACGGAAGUGCAUGGCUUGUAGAACCAGCAAUCAGUGUCCAUCAAAUUCCUCGAUUAAUUCACUUCCCGGAGAAAGAAGGUGGACAAGUCGACCCUAAAGUCUAUGAGGCACAAGCUUGUCCAGUGAAAAUAGAACCACCAUGCGUCGAACCUAAGGUGUGUGUACCCAGGAAAAAACAAAUGUGUGCGAAAAAGAAAUCGAAAGAUGAUGAUAAAAAAUGAUCUCUUCCAACAACCUUCGCGUACGCAGUUGUGCACGGGGCUUUAAGCUCGCACAACCCUCGCUUACGCCUACUAUAGACGGAAGAUAAGAGUUAGAUUUCAUUUGGAUUUGACCAAUCAAUACCGACCUAUGCGCUGCCACAGACGCACAACUACGAGGGUUGUCCAAAAAGUACUACCCGUUUACAUCCAGAAGCCAUGUAAAACGAUGAAAUGCACUUACAAAAGGUCAUCCAGCUUCAUUCGUGUAUUGACGUGAGUCGUACAAAAUUUUCUGCUUAAAUAUUGAAUAUCGUCGUUGUAUCAGUCGUUUAAAACGACGAUGCGAACUGGAAAUGCCGCCGGUGACGUUUUUAUGCUUCUGGAACGUCGACAAAAUUUUUUCAAAAGGAUUUCGCCAUCGAUUUACAGCUGAUGUUUGAAUCAUUACGAAUGGAUGAAUUAUUGAAUUCAAUAGGGACAGAAAAAUUGUACGCGAUACGUGAGUUCAAAAAGGUCUCGUUGCAAAUGAUAUUCAUUGCAGUUUUUUGCAAAGCUUCAAGAGUCAAACUUGACCGAUAAUGUUUCGCAGAAAAGAAACGGUUUGAACGAUUGCGUAAGAGUAUGGUUAAUAAUUUCCAUUAUUUCAUUUCGAAAUAAAAAUAAUAAUAAGAAUAUGCUGAACUGACUACGGAAACGUGUGACGAAGGCACAGAGAAACUUGUAUAAUUAUCGUUACGUUAUGAUUGUUUAAGUAGAGCUGAUGGAUGUAUUGAAAAAUAACUUGUUAUGUAUGCCAAAGUUACUAAUCAAGAAAUCUUCUCAAAAUGUAUUUGUACGCUUGUUAUUUCAAAACGAGUAUUACUUUCCCCAUGACCUUUGUACAAGCAAAGUAUAUUGUCGCGAAUAUCUCGUAAACUAAGGUCGAUCGUUGAUUAUAUGUAUAGGAGAAGGCUUUACAAAUGUUGAGCGACAAAAUCAUCGACAUUUACAUCGAUACAACUGGCCUAUAUAAACGAUUCUUCGAUGACAAGGAGUAUCGAUGAUCGCUUCAAAAUAAUAACAGUAGCAACGAAUAUCAUCGUACAUCAUGACGUACUUCUUUGUAUAAUAAUCAAGCAAAUUCUGCUAAAUUAUAAUAUAGAUACGUACUUCAAAUGAAAUGAACAAAGAAACAUAGGUAAAACUGUUUUUAAUUCGUCUGUCUUCGUUGAACAUAAAUUUGAAGAAUAUGAAAAAUUAUAUUUAUGACUUUGGCUGUCGAACGAACCUGAAAGUGUUCCACUUGUUUAAAUUAAAAGUAACGUAACUGUUGGAUAAUCAGAAAAUUAACAACGUGUUACAUAAAGAAAACGUCCGUAAGCAUAGAAAAAAAAUUUUUUUUACGGUACGCGACGAUAUUACCGAUAAAAGUAAUUUUCGACUGCUCCCAAAAUAUUCAAGGUUGAAAAACACUGAACUAUUUAUAUAUAUAUACAUAGGUACGUAUGUAGUUGAAAGCUGUAUAUGUACAUAGUAAGAUCAUAAAUUGAAACGUUAAAUUUUAAACGGUAAUACUGAUCGAUCUAGCCACGCUCAGGUUUGCAAGAGAAUUACUUACCUGUCUGUUUAAAAAAAAAGAAAUAGUUACGAGCGACAAUAUCGUACAGGCUUGAGCAAUGUUCGAGUUUUUUAUCUUCCCUAAGAUGUUUCAACAUGCAAAUGUUUCGAUCAGCAAGCGUAUAAAUUUUAAUUUUGCGACCUCGCUAUAUCGUUUCCAGCUACGAUAUAUAUAUAUAUA
Bombus terrestris (buff-tailed bumblebee) is the source of this 3148-nucleotide messenger RNA. RefSeq lists its product as uncharacterized. Gene Ontology annotation, molecular function: oxidoreductase activity, acting on the CH-OH group of donors, NAD or NADP as acceptor. Gene Ontology annotation, cellular component: cytoplasm. The record is from RefSeq and is a predicted model, not a curated record. NCBI's taxonomy places the organism in Eukaryota, Metazoa, Arthropoda, Insecta, Hymenoptera, Apidae. The transcript is spliced from 10 exons. Bases 256 to 1389 code for a protein of 377 amino acids.